This is a messenger RNA of Micromonas commoda, 1632 nucleotides long. RefSeq lists its product with no specific name. Gene Ontology annotation, molecular function: glutaminyl-tRNA synthase (glutamine-hydrolyzing) activity. Lineage: Eukaryota; Viridiplantae; Chlorophyta; Mamiellophyceae; Mamiellales; Mamiellaceae. The record is from RefSeq and is a predicted model, not a curated record. Gene Ontology annotation, biological process: mitochondrial translation; glutaminyl-tRNAGln biosynthesis via transamidation. Bases 1 to 1632 code for a protein of 543 amino acids. The transcript has a single exon.
AUGAUCCGCGCGGGUGGUCCCUCCCCCUCGCCCCGCGGCCGGCGCGCGGGUCCCAUCCGCCUUCCUCGCCGCGCCCCGUCGUCCACCCCGACGCGCGCGAAGACCGAGGAGAAAGCCUCCGCCGACGCGUCCUCCAGGACGGGCGCGGACGCCGAGGUGCAGUUCGAGGCGGUGAUCGGCAUCGAGACCCACGUCCAGCUCAACUGCAGGACCAAGGCGUUCUGCCGGUGCGCCGCGGUGUACGGCGACGAGCCCAACACGCACUGCUGCCCCACCUGCAUGGGCUACCCGGGCACGUACCCCGUCCUCUCCGAGGCGGUGGUCCGCAAGGCGGUGCAGCUCGGCCUCGGUCUCAACGCCAGAGUCCGCCGCCGGUCCAAGUUCGACCGCAAGCAGUACUUCUACCCGGACCUGCCGAAGGGCUACCAGAUCUCCCAGUUCGACGAACCCAUCGCGGAGGGCGGAUACAUCGACGUCGUCAUCCCCGUCGAGGACGGCGGCGGCGUCAGACGCAUCGGGAUCACGCGAGCGCACGUCGAGGAGGACGCCGGGAAGCUCACCCACUACCCGGCCAAGGGCGACACGCCGGGCUACGCCCUCGCGGACUACAACCGGGCGGGCGUGGCGCUCGUCGAGAUCGUCUCCGAGCCCGACAUGCGAACCGGCCGCGAGGUUGCCGCGUACGGAGCCGAGCUGCGGCGGCUGGUGCGGUACCUGGACGUCGGCGACGGGAACCUCUCGGAGGGCAGCAUGCGAUGCGACGUGAACGUGUCCGUCAGGCCGGUGGGGCGUGAAGCGUUCGGAACCAAGGUUGAGGUGAAGAACAUGAACUCGUUCAACGCGAUGUCGCGCGCCAUCGACUUUGAGAUUGACCGACAGACGGCGCUCAUUCGCGCGGGGAAAGGCGACGAGAUCGUGCAGGAGACGCGGACGUGGGACGAGGGGAGGCAGUGCACGGUUUCCAUGCGCAAGAAAGAGGGCCUGGCGGACUACAGGUACUUCCCCGAGCCCGACCUACCUCCGCUGGUCUUCGACGAGGCGUUUGUGGAGAAGUGCGCAUCCGCGAUGCCCGAGUUGCCCGGAGCGAUUCGCGCCAGGUACGCGGACCUCGGCUUGCCCCCCGCGGACGUCCAGGUGCUCGUGGAGGAUAAGGAACUCGUGGAGUACUUCGACGCCGCGCUGGCGGCGGGGGCGCCCGCGAAGCAGUGCGCCAACUGGCUCACCGGCGACGUGAUGGCGUGGCUUAAAAACGCCAAGGACGUCGCGGUGUCGUCGAUGCCGCUGUCCGCGACGCAGCUUGCGGAGUUUUGCACCUUGAUCGAGGACGGCGUGAUCAGCGGCAAGAUCGGGAAGGACAUCCUCCCCGACCUGCUCGAGGGCAAGGAGGGAAACAAAUCGGUCGGCGACAUCGUCGAGGAGAGAGGUCUGAAGCAGAUCUCCGACCCGAAGGAGAUUGAAGCGAUCGUGGACAGGGUGCUCGAGGCGAACCCGGGGCAGCUCGAGCAGUACCGCGGGGGUAAGGACAAGCUCAAGGGAUUCUUCGUCGGGGCGGUGCUGAGGGAGAGCGGGGGCAGGGCGAACCCCGCGCUGUCGAACGAGAUCCUGAUGCGCAAGCUCAACGAGGGACGCUAA